Messenger RNA from Colletotrichum spaethianum, 990 nucleotides. RefSeq names its product NmrA-like family domain-containing protein 1. Bases 1 to 990 code for a protein of 329 amino acids. The record is from RefSeq and is a predicted model, not a curated record. NCBI's taxonomy places the organism in Eukaryota, Fungi, Ascomycota, Sordariomycetes, Glomerellales, Glomerellaceae. The transcript is spliced from 2 exons.
AUGUCCAAACUUAUCACUGUCUUUGGCGCCACGGGCAACCAAGGUGGAUCCGUCAUAGAGAGCAUCCUCGCCGACGUUACACUCUCCAAAGAGUUCAAGAUCCGCGGCAUCACCCGCAACAUAUCGAAGCCUGCCGCCCAAGAGCUUGUGAAGAAGGGUGUAGAAUUGGUAGUUGCGGACAUGAUGUCAAAACAAAGUCUGCAAAAAGCAGUCCAAAACUCACAUACAGUGUUUUUGGUCACAAACUACUGGGAAACCCACGGUACCACGGACGAAGUUACCCAAGGCAAAAAUGUCGCGGAUGUGUGCAAAGACCUCGGCGUCCAGCACCUCAUCUACUCAUCGAGCGUGAACGUCACUAAAACGUCAAAGGGGCGCCUUACUCACCUGCCUCAUUUCGAUGGCAAGGCUGAUGUUGAGGAAUACAUCCGGGAUAGCGGCAUACCAGCGACCUUCUUUCUGGCAGGAUACUUCAUGAGCAAUCUGGAGACGUUUACGCAAAGGGACGAAGACGGAACGUUGACGUGGGCACUUCCAACCGGAAAGGAUGCUAAAUUUCCUCUGAUUGACAUCAAGAAAGACACUGGUAUGUAUCAUGACUUACAAAAAUCUUGCACAAAUCUCAUGAUACUUACAAGAUUGUUUACUGAUUAUUUGACAGGCAAGUUCGUCAAAGCCAUUAUUAGAAAAAGGGUUUCCCUUCUAGGAGCUCGCAUUCUCGGCGCCGAAGGCUACUAUACGGCAGACCAAAUCCUCGACAUUAUCAGUAAAGAAGGAGGAAAGAAGACGCAGCUCAUCCAGUUGGACGAAGCGACCUACAAGAGUUUCAUCCCGCUGAAUACCGCGCAAGAGAUACUGGAGACCCAUCUGCUCAACGAGAAGCCGGGAUAUUACAACGGUGAAGGAUUAGAGAAGAGUCACGAGAUCUUAGAAGACAAGCUGGUGGAUUUCAAGGAGUUUGUCCGAAACAGCAAGAUCUUGCAGGGAUGA